Molecule: messenger RNA, 1239 nt
Organism: Pseudogymnoascus verrucosus
Lineage: Eukaryota; Fungi; Ascomycota; Leotiomycetes; Thelebolales; Thelebolaceae
Exons: 1
Coding region: 1-1239 (412 amino acids)
Biological process (GO): carbohydrate metabolic process
Molecular function (GO): polygalacturonase activity
Source: RefSeq, a predicted model, not a curated record
AUGACACUUUUAAAAUUUAUUCGUACCAUUUCCAUCAUUGGUCUCUUCGCAGGUCUUGCAACAGCGGCUCCAUUCUCCGUUGAACGUACGCCGGACAAGACCUUUGCACUUGCUAAGAGAGCAACAUGUACACCAGUAUCUGCUGGUAAUUCUGGGAUCGAUGACUCUCCUGCAAUCAGAGAUGCAAUCAGCUCUUGCGGUGCUGGAGGCACGAUUGUCAUCCCACAGGGGGUUACUUAUGCGAUUCGAUCCUCUGUUGACUUUAAAGGCUGCACUGGCUGUAUAUUCAACAUCGAAGGCACCCUCAAAGCAUCGAAUGACCUCGACUAUUGGUACUACCACUCUGAGAUAUUUCUCAUGAGCGGCGUUAAAGGGGCAACAGUUCAGAGUUUGCUUGGAACAGGAGUCAUCGAUGGCAAUGGACAGAACGCUUACGAUAUUUUUGCUACCAACAGCAGUCUGAAGAGACCAGCACUGUACUCGAUUAAAGGAGGCUCCACAUCCAUCAUCAUAAAGAACAUCCACCUUAAGAACCCCCCUGGUAUUUUCUUUUAUGCCGGGGGUGGGAGUUCAAACAUCAAAUUCGCCUCUCUAUAUCUGACUGCUGCCAGCAAGAGCUCCUACGCGCCUAAGAACACGGACGGGUUUGAUAUCUGGGAUGCCAGUUAUGUCACGAUAACUGACACGACAGUCAGCAAUCAGGACGACUGCGUUGCAUUCAAAGCCGGUUGCAACUACGUUACUGUGACCAAUAUCAAGUGUACAGGCUCGCAUGGCCUCUCCGUCGGAUCCCUUGGAAAAUCAUAUGGAGCUGUGGAUACCGUCAAGAACAUCUAUGUUGAUGGCGCCGACAUGGUCACCUCAGCUAAAGCAGUUGGAAUCAAGAUUUACCCAAGCGGACCAAACCAUGGGUCUGCUAUAGUCUCAAACGUUACCUGGGCAAACGUUGUAGUUGAUGCGAGCGAUUAUGCUAUACAACUUGGGGGCUGCUACGGCGAAACAGACGCUUAUUGUGCAUCAUAUCCGAGCACUGCGCAAUUCACGGACAUUAAUUUAAUUAACUUCUCGGGGAAAACAUCAGCUCACUAUGAGCCAACUACCUCUGAAGUAACUUGUCCAGCUGGAGCAUGUCAUGUUAGUUUUACGGGUUAUAGUGUACUAUCACCGCUUGGUACGUCCAAGGUUAUUUGCACGAAAAAUGGAGGAACAAUAACAGGAGUUACCUGUUCGAGCUCUUAG